AUGUCAAGAAUAAUGAGUAAUGAUGUAAUAAAUAAUGCAGGAACUCAUGAUAAUCCAACAACAUUACAAUGGUGGACAGAAAAAGCAUCGGAAAAAGAAAAAUGUCAAUUUAUUGAAUAUAUUCAUCGGCCAAUAGAAGGUGAUAAAGAAUUAAUUAAUGAUUUAAAACUUGAAAAACAUGUUGAUAAAUAUAUUUGUUGGUAUUUCAUACAAGUUCUUUUACAAUCAGCUUCAAAUGGCGCAAUUAUUCAAAUGCAAGAUCUUUUAAAUAUUUCAACAAGAAUGAAUGAACCAGGAACAGCAUCCGAUGUUGAAUAUGAUGGUCCACAAAAUUGGUCAUGGCGUUUCGAAUGGUCUCAAUUGACAUCAGAUAUUCGAAUGCGAUUAAAAAGAUUAACACAUAUGUAUGGGCGUGAUGUAAAAUAUGAUAAAGCCAUUCCAUCAGAAGAUAUGCCUAUGAAAAAUGAUGCGAGAUGUACUCUACAAUAA
Molecule: messenger RNA, 489 nt
Organism: Rotaria sp. Silwood1
Lineage: Eukaryota; Metazoa; Rotifera; Eurotatoria; Philodinida; Philodinidae
Source: the annotation of a GenBank genome assembly